GGACUCGCAUUAUUGUCCCCCUACGAUUCUACACGAACCAUAUCAUAGGAGCCUACUGCUUGUUCCAAGAGUACGAGUUACUGCGCCUCAGCUGGAGCUCAUUCCAGCAUUUGUUGCGGUUUGAAAAAGACGUGGAAUGGUUGUUCCUUACCAGAGGUGCUACAUUUUUUUUUUACUCCGAGUCUUAAGUUACAGUAGUAUCAUUCUCAAUAAUCGCUUUUUUUUUGGCGUCUUCAUCUUUUACGUGCAUGCAUCUACGGAUCGUUCUACAGUAGUGAGAGAAUAGCAGGAAGUAUACGCGUACGAUCCGCGUUGAAGCAGCUGCACAAGCACCAGGAGGAAAUUAGCAUCAGCACAUGUACACCGCUCGUACCACCCGACUUCCUCACCCACUCGUUAUCUACCCAUUGGAACCUUGAUGCUGACGUGUAGAGCACCUCAAGAUGUAUUAUUACCCACUCCGGAAGCUGCUAUUUUGCAAACCUCGUUCUGGUCAAUGCUUACCGCUCCCUUUCUCCUGUGAAGCCUUUGAAGGGUCGGGUAUUUUUGCUAUAGCGAUACAGAGGUUAUAGAUCGGUACGACGACUCUGAGUGUCAAUCCGUUUUGAAGCACAACUUCAAUCAGACCCACAUCCACUAGCAAAGGCAGCACGGCGAGUAGCAGGUCGCAACCGCAAGUGGCAUAAAUCCCCCCUGCACCACCUUAUGCACGACUAUCACCUUCAGCCAACUCUCAUGGAACGACGACAAGCUGUUCGCUUCCAACCCCACUGGGUGCCAGAGGUCAAGACCACAGUCUAUGGGAAGGCGGAAUUUGCGACGAAAGCACAUGAGGAGGACAGGGCUAGAUGGAAGGUAUACACAGACGGAUCAGGGAUCGACGGAGGGGUGGGAGCAGCAGCAGUGAUUACCUAUGAUGGGGUGAUCAAAGACGAAGUCAGACUGUACGUAGGGCCAGAGGAACACCAUGAGGUAUAUGAGGUGGAGGUGGUUGGCCUAGCACUGGGGAUAAUCUUGAUGAAGAAACACCGGGUUAACAGCAGGACAUCGAUCUGGGUCGACAACCAAGCGGCAAUCUUGGCAAUAGGAAAUGCAAAAGCAGGAUCAUCACAUUACCUCCUUGACAUCAUCCACUCCCUAAUCCACAUGCACCGCAACCGAGCACCACGCUGCGAAAUCUUGAUCAGAUGGAUUCCAGGUCACACGGGUAUCCAGGGAAAUGAGAAAGCGGACAAAGCAGCGAAAGCGGCAGCACAGCUGGACGUUUCUGACCCAUCGGAGUACCCCCUCCCCCACGCUAUGACGAAAAUAUUACCCCGCAACCGGGCAUCGAUUGUCAAGACAUACAGGAAGCAACUACAGGGCAGUCAUGAUAGCAUGUUCGAGAAAUCGCCCUGCCAUGGACGAUUCACAAGGCUAUGGCCUGGAGGUGCAACACAAAGCUCCAACAUGUUCAGAAGGCUCGCCACAGAUCUACCAAAAAAGCACACCAGCGUACUAACACAACUACUUACGGGCCACAUUGGACUCAACCACUACCUGCACCGCUUCAACAUCGCCGAGUCCCCCACAUGCCCCUGUUGCAAGGAGUCAGAAGAGACAGUAGUGCACUUCCUACUACGCUGCCCAGCGCACACCAGAGAAAGGAACCGGCUACGGACCAGACUGAGGAACAUGAACGCCGAUAUGAAACAGAUGCUCACUACGAGAAGUGGAGUCAGAGAGACCUUAAGGUAUGUGGAGGAGACAGGAAGGUUACAAUCGGUAUUCGGCACCAUACCAGAGCUACCACCAGACACAGAAGACAAGGAAUAAGGUGAACAGGAGAAAGGCAGGAACAGAGAAGGGUGGACUGGACUGGACAGAUGCAGGAGAGCGGACACGACAAGACAACUCCACCUUGCUAAGGCGAUAAGCCGAGGCUCCAACGCCCACACGCGUUGACAGAUUCACCUCUGGUGAACACAACACAUGACAAGUCGGAAUAGAUGACAGGACGGACAACGAAGUAUAUAGUACAGUACACGCUACAUAUGUAAAUACAUU
Marasmius oreades (fairy-ring Marasmius) is the source of this 2046-nucleotide messenger RNA. RefSeq lists its product as uncharacterized. The transcript is spliced from 2 exons. Gene Ontology annotation, molecular function: nucleic acid binding; RNA-DNA hybrid ribonuclease activity. Gene Ontology annotation, biological process: DNA replication, removal of RNA primer. The coding region runs from base 706 to 1815 and encodes 369 amino acids. The record is from RefSeq and is a predicted model, not a curated record. NCBI's taxonomy places the organism in Eukaryota, Fungi, Basidiomycota, Agaricomycetes, Agaricales, Marasmiaceae.